Molecule: messenger RNA, 4122 nt
Organism: Drosophila kikkawai
Lineage: Eukaryota; Metazoa; Arthropoda; Insecta; Diptera; Drosophilidae
Source: RefSeq, a predicted model, not a curated record
UUGGUAUCUUCUGUCCUCCGCGCUUUGGUCACACUGCUUUCCAGAGUAAUAGAGGAAUAAAGAAGUAAAACUGGCUCGCGAUGCGUGCGGCAUAGAAGUCGUCACCCUUCCCCUUUGGAACCCCGAACCCCCGACAAUACACACACUCACACACCUAUGAAGGCGCCCCCGAAGAAGAAUACUGCUCAUAAAUAUUAAUUAAGCCAAAAACAAACAAGAAAAGCAACAAGAGAAAAACAAAAACAAAAGGAAAAAAAAUUAAUAUAAAGAAAUCAAUAGAGCGGCAAAAAAGCGCCGACGGACGACGGGAGGCGAUAAAAAGUGUUAUCAGUGUGAAUUAAAUUGCUGCCCCGCCAGAUAGAGGAGGCAGAGGCGCCGGAGGAGGAGAAGGUGGCGUCGCUGUCGACGUCGGCGUCAGCCGCCAGCGUUGCAGAUUGAGAUCGGGAUCAGGAGCGGCAGAGAGGAAUCUAAGAAGCACCCAGCACAAUCAUGUCGGUGCAGCAGUUCUGCCUGCGCUGGAACAACCACCAGCCGAACUUUAUCUCGGUGUGUUCCUCCCUUCUGCACAAUGGCACCUUGGUGGACGUCACGCUGGCCGCCGAGGGACGGCAACUGCAGGCGCACAAAAUAGUCCUGUCCGCAUGCAGUUCGUACUUUCAGGCUUUGUUCACCACAAAUCCGUGCCAACAUCCCAUUGUUAUCCUCAAGGACGUGCAGUACGAUGACUUGAAAACUAUGGUCGAUUUUAUGUACUAUGGCGAGGUCAAUGUGUCGCAGGAGCAGCUGCCCCACAUCUUGAAGACCGCCGAAAUGCUGAAGAUUAAGGGUUUGGCGGAGAUGCCCACGGAUCCGGCCAAUCUAACCAAAUCUGAUAGCAAGUCCUCUAGCGACGGCACGGAGUUGGUGGGUGGUGCCGGCAGUGGCGUGGGUGCAGGAGCCGGGAACUCGGCUGGCAGCUUGGGAGCGGUUAGCGGCAGUAGCAGCGUCGGCGAUUCGCUCUGGAGCAGUAGCGAAGCGCAGCAGUUCCAGCAGCAGCAACAGCAGGCGCAGCAGCAGCAUCAUCACCACCAGCAACAACAACAGCAGCUGCAGCAGCAACAGCAGGCGGCGCAACAGCAGGCGCAGGCGCAGCAGCAUCAUCACCACCACCACCAUCAGCAGCAGCAGCAACAGGGACAGACCCAGACGGGGCAGACGCACCACCAUCAAAUGCGACGCACUCCGUCACCAUUGAGCGCCGGCACAUCACCUGCCACAAGGCGCAAGCGGCUGCGUAAAUCCUCGAAUAACGGCUCUGGCGAACGAAACAAUACCGAGGAGCAGCACCACAACAGCUCUCUGGACGCGGGCAGUGGCACCGGCAAUGCUGGCCUCAGUCUCGCCCAGAUGAGUCAAAUGUCCUUCGGCGCUGGCGGUGGCCUUGCCGGACAUUCGCUGCACGCGGCCAAGCUGCUAAAGGAAUCGGCGAAUGCCGACCUGGAGCAGCAGCCUCAGGACUCGGAUCUGGACGAUGGCCAUGGACACAUACAUAUGCAAAUUAAACCCGAAGUGGAUAUUGGCGGCGUGAAUCAAACGAUGCCUCUGGACAUCUCUGGCGCCACCACACCAUCGGAGCACGAUGCGCCCAACUCUCAAUCGUCUCACUCGGAACCGAGUCCAGCACAUGCUCCUCAUCCGUCACAUCCGCCAUUGGCGGCUGCCACCAGCAGCAGCAGCGGUGGCAGCGGCAGCUUUGAGCGUUCCUUCAGCAUCGGUGGCGUUGGCAGCGGCGACAAUUGCGAUCCGGACGCCACGCCUAGUUCGCCGGUGGUGAUGGGCACGAAACGCAACCGGGUGCUCACCCGCCAGCCGAGGGUGAAGCGGGACAGCGACAGCAUCUCGUCUACGAACCAAAUAUCCCCGGACACGGCGGCCACCACCCUGGACUUUGAUCCAUUUAAUGCUGCGGGAGCUGCCACGAGUGUGACGGCCAGGGAUUAUUCCACCACGGGAUCGCACCAUCUGCACCAGCACCAGCCGCCGGCACACCAGCAGCAGCACCAUCACCAUCAUCUGCUGACGGUGCCGCCGCGGAUCGAGCGUCAUGCCUCGGAGCCAGCGCCCAGCCUGGGCUCCACCACGCCACACCUGCUCAGCGUGCCGUCCAGCACUCCGUAUCUCAUCAAGCAGCACUCGGAUCCGCUGCUGCCCCGCCAGUCCACCCUGCACAUAGCCGGCUCCAGCUCUGGAAUCACUGGCACAAAUCCGUAUGCUCCGCUGCACCGCCAAUACUCGCAUCCGCUGUCGGGGAGCAGUGCCAGCUAUGUACCACCGGCGACACUCCACCAUCCGCACCACAUUUCGCUGCCCGAGUCCAUCUACGCCUCGGGUUCACCGCCACCGGCCGGCUCCUCGCAGUACCUGGUACCCACAAGAGUGGUAGCCUGUCCGGCGGUGUCCAGCGAAACGGCGGCCACACCCACGAAUGCCAGUCCUGGCUCCUCGUCGGCGGUGGCAGCUGCCGUGUCCGUGGUUACCUCACCCACUUCUGGACUUCAUAAUAGCAGCAGUGGCGGCAGUCGGCAGUCCUUUUCCCCUACCUACGCGGGUGGCUCGGAAGGAGGAGCUCCAGAGCGAAGAUCCCCACACUCGCCGACCAUUGCACGAAUACAGAUUGUGGAGCGGAAUAAGGGAGAGGCCGCCAAUGGGGGCGGUGGUGGCGGGGGGUCGAGGCUGCGCAAUUCCAAAUCCGCCUCGGGCUCCAUGAGUGGCAGUCAUCUACAUCCCGGCCAGGCCACGAUGAGCAGUUCAUUCGAGCAUUUGCCCACGCUGCGCGUCAAGAACGAGGAGCUGCAGCGAUCGGUGUCAUCUCCGCAGACCCAACGGGAGAUCAUUACCCUGGAGAAUCCGCGUUCUAGUCAUUGUCCUGUCAUCCGGCCGGGUCCGGCGCUGGGCUGCAACUUCUGCUGGAAUACCAUCGAUGGGCAUGGCCGAAUUUUGCGACGCAAAACGAAAUACCAUUGCCCCGAAUGCCAGACGAAUUUAUGCAUUGUGCCGUGCUUCCAGGAGUACCAUGCGCGGCUCGACAAUGAGACGGCCGCAGCGGCGGCGAGUUCAAGCGGAGCGGCAGGAUCCGGGGAGAAUCAAUUGCUCAGCAGCAGCACGGGAUCGGGUUCGGCCAGCAGUAGCAGUGGCAAGGCAUCGCCGUAUGUUUCAGGCAGCAGUGGAACGGGCUCGGCUCGGCCUUAUACCAAAACGGAAUCGAUAUAAUCAACAUCAGGAGCUGGAGCCCGCACAUUUGUAUUUGUGGCAGGACGGCCGCCAAGGGGAUGACCCUAAGCCUAAGGAUCACCCGGAUAAGCGGUCGGCUGUCUGUGGAAUUUGUUUUUUUGUCAGCAGGAAGAGCGAUUGAUCGAGGGAUCAAUCAAACCUGCAUCGAAAUUUUCAUUUGUUGUCCAGUCUGUGCAUCCUGGAGACAUCCAGGAGCACAGAAACUGGCAAGGGCGGAGCAAAGAUGCAAAGCCGGAGAUUUGUUUUUUGAGACGUGCCCAAGAGUACGCAAAAAAGAAAAGAAAACUUUGGGAGCUACUCCGCGGAGUAGCUCGACUUUUUUGUAGAAUCGCUAAAUGUAAAACUAUGUUUAUAUGUGUAUGUACCUAUAUGUAUAUGUGUAUGUUAUUGUACAAAAAAAAGAAAAAAAAAAAACAAAACAAAACGAAACAAACUAAAAAAAAAUCAUAAAAAAAUACAAUUAAAGAAAAUAACGUUGACGGCGGUGCAGCAGCCAAGCGGUGCGACUUCUGAAGCUCGAAUUACGAUUAGGUUUUCACCAAGUACAACUACGACUACAACAACAACUAAUCCUCACCCAAAUCCGACCCGACCUCGGUCUAUACUUAAGUACGUCCCAGCACCAUUUUGCCGGGCACCGCUGCGCAGGCGCACGAAUUGUCAAGAGGCCCACAAGAAACUACAAUUGUUUUACUAAAUGUUUUAUAUGUAACAUAUAAAUGAUAUAUGGGACAGGCGCAUAGGGAUCAUCGAUCCCCUGGAUCGGGUUCUCGGGGCUGGUCUAACUCUGAGUGUAAAGUACUAUAUAUUGUAAACGAUAACGAAAUAAAAUAAAUGCUUGUGACGACGAAA